Molecule: messenger RNA, 2435 nt
Organism: Scylla paramamosain (green mud crab)
Lineage: Eukaryota; Metazoa; Arthropoda; Malacostraca; Decapoda; Portunidae
Product: juvenile hormone esterase-like
Exons: 15
Coding region: 186-2165 (659 amino acids)
Molecular function (GO): serine hydrolase activity
Source: RefSeq, a predicted model, not a curated record
ACCACCACCACCUUCAUUAUCCACUUGCUGAGUGGGAGACUCACUCAGUCACCUGCAGCGCCCCUGACCACUCACAUCGGCGCCACCUGACCGUAGACGCAGCAACCUCACCUUUCAUCGUCUCUGUUCAGGCCAGGCCAAAUCAGGAAAGGGGAGAAACAGUCGCUACCUAUACUCCGAGCGAGAUGCGGUGUCUCCUCGUGGCGCUCGUGGUGGGGGCCGCCGGGGUACUGGGAAACAGUGUGCCUCCUUUGGCCACCCACGUCCGCGCCGACACACCUUCCAACGACCCGCCAGAAGUGCCUCAAGUCAACUGGGGCCUGCAAGGUGCUGUCAGUGAGGAAUUAUGGGAGCAGUUCACAGUGCGUGGGAUGAACGACAACCCGCCUAUCAUCGUGCACGACAGCCUCAACGGAGCGAGUGAACCCGUGACGCUCAUCGGGAAGCACAUGAAGACCAUCAAGGACCGACCCAUCUUCGCCUUCCAGGGAAUUAUGUACGGCGAGGAAAUGAGUGGAGAGCUCAGGUUCAAGAAAACAGUCCCCAAGGAGCCUUACUGGGGAAAUGACUCAGAGCUUUACCUGAACCACCUGGGCGAGAUGUGCCCCCAGAAGUCCAUGAUUGGUGGAGUGCCUGGAGGGAAGGAAGACUGCCUCAGCCUCAAUGUGUAUACCCCAUAUCUCCCUGAUGGCAAGCGCCUGCUCCCUGUCAUGUUCUUCAUCCACGGUGGUGCCUUCAUCUCUGGCGACUCUUCUCUCUACCUACCCACCAAACUUCUUGACCAUGACGUGAUACUGGUUGUCAUCCAUUACCGCCUCGGCAAUCUUGGGUUCUUCAGUUUGGAUAAUGAUGACGCUCCUGGCAAUGCUGGCUUGUGGGACCAGAUUACAGCACUGCAAUGGGUGCAAGACAACAUUGAAGGUUUUGGGGGAGACAAAACCAAAGUGACUAUCUUUGGAGAGAGUGCUGGUGCUGCCUCUGUCGGCUACCUCUUGCUGCUGCCUGAAGCUGCAGGUCUUUUCCGCGGAGUAAUAGGAGAGAGUGGGUCUGCACUGGAGCACUGGUCCCACGACCCAGACCCCAUCACAUCAGCGGAGGUCAUUGGUGAAUACAACAAGUGCCCAACAGAUAACCACACAGCACUUUACGAAUGCAUGAGAGACAUGGAUGCUGACAUACUGAGUAUUAACAUGGCCCAUUUUGUGGGUCAAGACCGUAAGAAUGGACAGAUGGGUUUCAGAGGAGCAGCGCCUGUCACCCAGAGCUCUAAUGUUAGAGAACGUCUUGUGGUAAAGCAUCCCAUAGACUAUCUGAAAGAUGGAAACUUCAGUGAUGUGCCUCUUAUUAUUGGAACCAACAAGCAUGAAGGAUCUUUUGUUUUGACAAUCAUGUACACAGAGUUCCUGAGGCCCAACAACAAACUGGAAGACACUGAGUACCUCAAGAAUGACAUGAUGAUCGAUUUCCUCAACUGUUUUGGUGUGCAGGACUAUACCAAUGGCAUCUCUGAGGCAAUCCAGGAUUCCUUCAUAUCAGGACUUGACGCAGGGGACUUCAACAAUUCAGCUCCAGGCUACGUUGAUGCAGCAGGUGUAUUCUUCCUGAAGGCAGGUGGCUGGCAGACAGCCAAGCUCCAUGCUAAGUAUGGUUCUUCUGACACUUACUACUACUCCUUUGACUUUGAGUCAGACGACACCAUGUUCAGAUGGCUCUUCAUGGGCCUAACCGACGUACCUUACAGAACAGGUGUUACCCAUUCUGAUGAGAUGCUGUACAUCUUCUCCUUCCCGGGGCAAUUGGAGGACCAGCAAUUGAUAGUAAAGGAUCGCAUGGUGAAAAUGUGGACUAAUUUUGCCAUCUAUGGCAAUCCCACGCCAGAUGAGGAGUCAGGCUGGAAGGAUCUUGACAUCCCUAAGUGGCUGCCUGUCAAAGUAGGGGAUCAUAAGUACAUGUUAGUGCAAGAUGAGUGCACAGUGGAAACUGAGUUCCCUGACAGGUGGCACAUUGCCCUGCAAGAGGAUGGAAAUUUGCCAAGACAGCCAACCUUGGACGAGUAUAAUGACUUGGAGGAUGAGAGAGAUGCCUUCUUCAUCACCAUGAUAGUCUUCAUCAUUGCUUUUGUAUGUGCUGCCGGUUAUGCUGUCUUCGUGUUCUGUAAGAAGUGAGCUCAAGAGUCUUCUCUUGUCUACAGUAGAUUCCAGAUUAUUUAAUAAAACCCAAUUGUAGUUAUGUGUCAGUCUACAGUACUACUUAACUUUAGUCAACAUGUGUAUAGCAUAUUUGUAUUCCUUAGAUUUUAUUAUGUUGACAGAAUUUCAAGAAUUUUUGCUCAGUGAAAACUGGUCAACCGGAGUGUGUCACUGUUUCCCUGACCAUGACAUAAUUAUGUCAAAAUAGUCAAACUAUUUUUAUAAAUAAAGUUCAGUGUAUCGUUA